CGACAGGCUCUCGGGGAUCGGACGCAGGUCUGAAAUGGCAGAACAGUUGUUCAGGGGAAUCUCAACAUGUCAGUUUUGCUCUCUCUGACUGGAUAUAUAAGGAGUCACCAAAUACUUGCUUUGCAAGACGAACACAUCUGUUGUCGAUCCUUGGAAAUCAAGAAGUAUCUCAUCAAGAAGUGAAGUUUUCUUUUCUAACUCAGUGUUACCUGCUGGAACCAGAGUGCUGAGAAAGCACCAGCAUUUGUUCACUGAAGAUCAAUUCUUCAAUUGCAGUGAGAUAUCAUUGUCCUUCUCUCAGUGAGGGAAGGGAUUCACUCACACCCUACCCGCAGACACACCAGUGAGUUCACCGUGGGGAGAGGCCGUUCACCUGCUCUGUGUGAGGGAGGGGAACGACUCAGUCAUCCAGCCUGAAAAUACAUCAGCAAUUUCACACCACAGUGAGAUGCUCCACUUGUUCUGACUGUGAGAAGCAAUUCAUUCUGUCGUUGAUUCUAAAGAUAUAUCUGAAAGUUCAUCAGUGAGAGGACGGUAUCUGGCUUAGCUGGUGAGAAGGCAUUCGCACACUCAACCACAUUGACACCAGUGAGUUCACACUAGGGAGAAGCCAUUCACCUGCUGUGUGUGAAAGGAUUCACUCAAUCUUCUCAACUGAACGAACACCAGUGAAUUCACACUGAGAAGAUGCCGUUCACCUGCUCAGACUGUGGGAAGCAAUUCACUCGCUCAUCAACACUACAGAGACACCAGCGAGUCCACACUGAGGAGAAGCCAUUCACUUGCUCUGAAUGUGGGAAAGGAUUCACUCAGUCGUCUCAACUGGAGGUGCAUCGGCGAAUUCACACUGGGGAGUGGCCAUUCGUGUGCUCUGCAUGUGGGAAGAGAUUCACUUGGUCAUCCAACCUUGUGAGGCACUACCGAGUUCACACUGGGGAGAAGCCGUUCACUUGCUCAGAAUGUGGGAAGGGAUUUGCUCGGUCAUAUCAAAUGAUUGAACAUCAGCGAAUUCACACUGGGGAGAAACCAUUCAGCUGCUCUGAAUGUGGGAGGAGAUUCAAAGAGUCAGACGCACUUGUGAAACACUACCGAAUUCACACUGGGGAGAAGCCAUUCACGUGCUCUGAGUGUGGGAAGGGAUUCACUCACUCAUCAGAUGUUAAAAUACAUCAACGAAUUCACACUGGGGAGAAACCAUUCAUCUGCUCUGAAUGUGGGAAGGGAUUCACUCACUCAUCCAGUCUUGUAAAGCACUGCCGAAUUCACACCGGGGAGAAACCGUUCAUCUGCUCAGAUUGUGGGAAGGGAUUCACUGACUCAUCCAAACUUGUGAGGCACUGCCCAAUUCACACUGGGGAGAAGCCAUUCAGAUGUUCUGAAUGUGGGAAGGGAUUCACUCGGUCAACCAGCCUUGUGAGGCACAGCCAAAUUCACACUGGGGAGAAACUGUUCACCUCCUCAGAUUGCGGGAAGGAAUUCACUCGGUCAUCAGACUUUAAAGUACAUCAACAAAUUCACACUGGCCACUCGCCUGUUCUGAAUGUGGGAAUGGAUUCGCACAUACAUCUCAAUUGAAUGAACAUCAGCGAGUUCACACAAGGGAGAAACUUCAACUGCUCAGACUGUGGGAAGGAGUUCACUCAGACAUCUCACCUACCGACACACCAGACUGUUUUCAGCAGAGAAAGGACGUCGACCUGCUCAGACUGUCGGAAGGCAUUCACACACUGAUCCACACUGCAGAGACAGUGACGGGUUCACACUGUGGGGAGGGUGGUCACCUGCUCAGACUGUCGGAAGGCAUUCACACACUGAUCCACACUGCAGAGACAGUGACGGGUUCACACUGUGGGGAGGGUGGUCACCUGCUCAGACUGUCGGAAGGCAUUCACACACUGAUCCACACUGCAGAGACAGUGGUGGGUUCACACUGUGGGGAGGGUGGUCACCUGCUCAGACUGUCGGAAGGCAUUCACACACUGAUCCACACUGC
Messenger RNA from Hypanus sabinus (Atlantic stingray), 1993 nucleotides. Its product is annotated as gastrula zinc finger protein XlCGF8.2DB-like. The coding region runs from base 688 to 1575 and encodes 295 amino acids. Gene Ontology annotation, molecular function: RNA polymerase II cis-regulatory region sequence-specific DNA binding; DNA-binding transcription factor activity, RNA polymerase II-specific. The transcript has 2 exons. Gene Ontology annotation, biological process: regulation of transcription by RNA polymerase II. The record is from RefSeq and is a predicted model, not a curated record. NCBI's taxonomy places the organism in Eukaryota, Metazoa, Chordata, Chondrichthyes, Myliobatiformes, Dasyatidae.